AUGAAGUUCAUUGCUACUGCUUCUGCCGUAGCGGCAUGUCUCGCUGUGGUAUCUGCACAGCCAGUUCAGCUCGCUAAGCGCGCUCCCAUCGCCACUGAAACCUUCGUCAGCGACGGUCGAACCUGGGUUGAGGUAAUUGAAGGUGCUACACAGACCGUCACACGAACAACCACCGUCACUGUUCCAAACUAUGUCGCCACCACCAUCGCCAGAAGCGCUUUCAUUGUCGGCUCUGUGGCCAACCUUACCUCGGCUGUUGAAGCUGAUGGACGCUUCCAGGAACUCGUUUCCAGACUCGUACCUGAAGCUGCCACCACCAGCGAAACACAAUUGAUUGUCUUUGCUCCCGGCGGUCCUUUGACUCUCACUCCCAAUGCCCCUGGUGGCCGUAUCACUGGUCCUCCCGGUGCUGGCUCCGCAGCUCCAACCGCUGAAAUCCCUACCACUGCUCCUCCUCCUCCUCCUACUGGAGGUGCUCCUACUGCUCCAGAAGGUGAAACCCCUCCUCCAGAAGGUGAAACUCCUCCUCCGGAAGGUGGAGCUACUCCUCCUCCGGAAGGUGGAACUGCUCCUCCUGCGGAAGGUGGAACACCUCCUCCAUAGACGGUUACUCUAUUGCGAACCUUUUAUCGAAAUACAUCACACACCCACAUUUACCUUUUAUAAGCUAGACCGCCU
This is a messenger RNA of Radiomyces spectabilis, 678 nucleotides long. RefSeq lists its product as uncharacterized. Lineage: Eukaryota; Fungi; Mucoromycota; Mucoromycetes; Mucorales; Radiomycetaceae. The transcript is spliced from 3 exons. The record is from RefSeq and is a predicted model, not a curated record. The coding region runs from base 1 to 603 and encodes 200 amino acids.